GAAAAUAAACAAUAGUUUCCAGUGGUGACAGACAUGUGGAGAUUCAUAGUAGUUGCAUUUAUACUAAUUAAUUAUAAGUUAGUUCGAGCAAAUAGUUCAGAAGCGGAUGUGGGGACUCGCGUAGUAAAUGGAACCGAUGCUGAAGAUGGGGAAUUCCCUUUUAUCGCUUCCCUUCGCAAGGUUGUAAAUGUCACAGGAGGAUCGCAUUCUUGCGGAAGUUCGAUAAUUAGCAAGCGAUGGCUUCUUACGGCAGCCCAUUGUGUAGCAGGAAGGGAAUCGUCCUCAAUUAACAUUCAAUAUGGUGUGACGGAAAUAACAUCUACUGGACCGAAUGUCGCGUCUGUGGAAGAGAUUAUUGUUCAUGAAGGAUAUAAUCCCUCAGAUAACUAUAUAAACGAUAUUGCACUACUCCAUCUUUCUGCUCCUUUGAGAUUGAAUGACUUCAUAAACACGAUCAAAUUGCCUAAGCAAGGACAGGUUACCCGAGCUGGAAGCGAUGCUGUAUUGGUUGGAUGGGGCCUUAAUGCGUCAAGUGGCAUUGUUCAAACUCAUCUUCAAAAAGUCGAUAUCAAAAUAUUUUCGGAUGAUGAUUGCCAAGAACUUCACAACAAUGGAACACACUUCACAAAUAUUUGCGCCGGUGUACCUGGAGGAGGGAAAGGUCAAUGUAAUGGUGAUUCUGGAGGUCCCCUUUUAGUUAAUGGAGAACAAGUGGGAAUUGUAUCUUGGAGUGUUAAACCUUGCACAAUAGCUCCAUAUCCAGGAGUGUUUACGAAAGUGGCGGAGUAUGUUAAUUGGAUUAAGAGCAAAGCUGAAUUAUCUGAUGAUUAUGGAGAGUGAAAUGAUAUUUCAAAAAAAUGCUAAGGGCUAUAAUAUAGAUUUCGUACUUACCCUCUGAAAAGCGACAAGUUCAACAUACAUCCUUACAUUUAUCUAUUAUAUCCCAUAACUUUUUAAUUAUGAUAAGACAUAAAAUACUGAUUCCCUAAACCGCACUCUAAACGAUAAAGGCAAAUGAUUGUUCCAUUGUUGCUACGAACAAUAAAUUCUAUCUGAGUGAAAUUACGCGGUGUUUCUAGCGAUUAAAUUAUUUAAAAUAAUAAAAACUUUUCUAUUCGCCAGUGAUAUUUCGGAACCACUUGUUCCCUGGUUGUCAAACUUGUUAGCACU
Molecule: messenger RNA, 1170 nt
Organism: Hermetia illucens (black soldier fly)
Lineage: Eukaryota; Metazoa; Arthropoda; Insecta; Diptera; Stratiomyidae
Product: trypsin Blo t 3-like
Exons: 3
Coding region: 34-840 (268 amino acids)
Biological process (GO): proteolysis
Molecular function (GO): serine-type endopeptidase activity
Source: RefSeq, a predicted model, not a curated record